AUGAACGCCAGCGUCAACGUUGAGAGGAAUUCCUGGCGGUUACCUCCUGAUGAGACCGUCCAGGUGGCUGAUCCUCGAACCAAAGAUGAAGUUAAGGACGAUCUCUAUGGUGACGGCGGUCACAACUGGAGAAGCAUUAUAUUUUCACUUCUCGUAAUUGGAUUUGUCAUUGCUGGCAUUGUUACCGCAAUUUACCUUCUCGGGUAUGUCGACGAGCUUUUGUAUUGGAGCGGUAGACGUCUGACACUUGAAGAGUGCCUUCGAGAUGACCUUUCACCACAGCGGUUGCCACCCGCCUGGGUAUCUCAUGACAAAUUCGUUUAUCAAGCGGAUGAUGGCUCAUUAGCCCUCCUUGAUACACUUAACAACUCUGUGGCACUAUUAGUAUCAAAUCACACCCUUAGACAGUUGAACGUUCAAGGGUAUGAGUGUAGCACUAAUCUUCGUUACGUACUAUUCAAACACGAUGUCAAGCCCGUAUUUCGAAACACAUUCACCGCUCUUUAUACAGUCUACGACGUUACCAAUGAUCAUCAUACACCCCUUCGUCUACAUGCAUCUCCACGAGUACAACAGACACGACUGCAGUAUGUCGCCUGGUUGGGCAAUACCACAGCAUUACUGAUGAUAUCUGAUAACAAUAUAUUCUUAAGAAUGUCGCCAACGGCUCCCGUUGACAAGAGACUGACUGACACUGGAGUGCCUGGAAUUAUUUACAAUGGUGUACCGGACUGGUUAUAUCAGGAGGAAGUACUACCCAAAGCUGAAGCAUUGUGGCCAAGUGCCGAUGGACAGCGUCUUUUAUAUGCCACAUUUAAUGAUACUCAAGUAACGACUCUACAAUUUCCCUGGUUUGGUAAUCCAACGGGAUCGGACGCCGGCAGUUCCAAUCCAUCUGGCAUACCGCACAGAAUCACCUUUCCACCCUCCAAGUCAGUGCGUUAUCCCACUCCAGGCUCAUCAAAUCCUGAGGUCACUCUGUGGCUAGUGGAUCUCAAUAAUUCCACCGACAACUCUAAUGAAUCAUUAAUAUCGGAAUUUUCACGCGCCGCUGUUAAACCACCGAUGGUAUUCGAUGGCCAGGAUUUUUAUUUAAUUUCCGCUGGAUGGAUGGACGAGGAGGGGACGCAAAUUGGCGUUGUGUGGAUGACAAGGUGGCAGAAUCUGACGGUGGUAUCAGCCUGUCGUAUGCCAAAAUGGGAGUGUGAGGAGAUUCACACGGAGCGUGCACCUGAGGGCCAAUGGCUCGAUGCUCAGCCCCAUCCCCUCUUCUCACCUGAUGGUGACAGUUUUCUCCUUCUUGCUGGUGUCCAGGAGGGGGGCCAGGAGCACUUUACCCAUAUCAAACACGUUACACUCACUCAGCAACGAAUAGCUGUACUAUCACACGGUCGAUACGAGGUCAGUGAAAUACUAGCAUGGGAUACGAGAGCGCAUUUGGUUUAUUACCUCGGUACGAGGGAACGUAAUCCCGGCCAGAAGCAUUUGUAUGUCGUACGGGAUCCAACGACUGACGAUCCACGUCGAUUGGAACCGCUGUGUAUCACUUGUGAUUUGGGAGAUGUUCUUUGGAGCAGUAGAUUCUACUACACAAAUUGCACCCGUUUCGGGGCUUCUGUGAGUGUCUCCACUGAGACAAGACAGGGCUAUUAUGUGUUGCAUUGUGAGGGACCUGGACUCCCACUCGCUGGAGUGCACUCCGUGACAACUCAUAAAAUGGUACGAGUCCUCUAUGACACGAGGGUACAACGUUCCGAAAGACUCUCACAGCUUGCCCUCCCCAAGAGAAAAAGUUUCGAGGUACCACUGCCACAGGGCUGGCGUGCCCAAGUGCAGCUACAAUUGCCACCAUCGUGGCGGGAAGAACUCAGGGAUGCUGCAUUUCCAGUGCUAGUUGAAGUGAAUGGUAGGCCAGGUAGUGAGGCAGUUAGUGACAAAUUUUGUAUCGACUGGGGGACAUACAUGUCUAGUCACAAUGAUGUUGUUUACGUUAGACUCGAUGUGAGGGGUGCACGGGGACAGGGUAAACGUGCAUUGUUUCACAGGAUUGGGGGUGUUGAAGUACAGGAUCAAUUGACUGUACUGAGACAUUUACUUGAUGAAUUCAAGUAUCUCGAUGAGACGAGGGUGGGAGUGUGGGGUUGGGGCUACGGGGGAUAUGUCACUGCCAUGAUACUUGGCAGCCAGCAGAAUAUAUUCAAGUGUGGAAUUUCGGUGAAUCCUAUUGCCGAUUGGUUGUACUACAACUCGGCCUUCACGGAACGAAUAUUGGGGGCACCAGUUGAAAAUUUCAAGGGGUACGUCGAGGCAGAUUUGACUCAACGUGCGCGAUUGGUACCGAGUCAUAGUCUCUACCUUAUUCACGGCCUAGCUGAUCUCACAGCGCCUUAUACACACGGCAUAGCCCUCUCAAAAGCUCUGUCUGAUGCUGGUAUAAUCUUCAGGUAUCAGAGUUAUGCCGAUGAAGAUCACGCUCUGAGUGGUGUGAUUGAGCACGCUUAUCGUUCCAUGGAGGACUUCUUUACUGAGUGCCUCACCCUGGAUGCCUCCUAGUGCCUCAAGACGAUUUCUUCUUCGUCAAGCAUACCGAAUCUUCGGCUUGUAAUUCAUAAUGUUGGCAUUAUUCAUUCGGGGACAACGCAGAAAACCAUCUCAUCUCCUCUCGCUUUCGUCUCUUUUUAUUUGUCCCACUUAAUUACUGAAUUAUCGGAAUAAUUAACUCCUAGAUGAUUCAAUCAUCUUCAAUUUAUCAAAAAAGAAAUUCACGAGUGAAUAGCAUUUAGAACCAAGAGCCUAUUAAUGUUCCAAAUGAUUAUUACGUACGUAUCUCUUGAAAUAUCGGGCAAUACGCGAGAUAUGCACUGACAAGAGAAAAUUAUCAAUUGAAUUCAGGAUAAUGAAUUUUUCUUAGUGUGAAUACAUAUAGAUUGCUCAAUCGACUGAUUUAAUUAUUAUAAUUAUGCAAAAGUGAAUAAACACGUGAAAAAUGAGGUAAAUAAUGAGGAGUGUGAGGCUUUAAAAAAUCUCGAUGAAAUAAUCCUAUUGAGCACAGUGACGAUAAUUCAUAAGUUUUACACGACGAUAGAAAAUGAAAAUAUAUAAAAAAAAAAAAAAUGGUGAUGAAAAAAUUGCGAGGAAAUUACGGAGAAAUGGCAUCUCGCAUCAUUAUAGCAAUAUCUUUAUGAAUUACAUGAAAUGUAUAAUUAGAGGUUAUUAUUAAUUGAUUCGGGGUAAGAUAUUAACGAGUUGAUUGGCCUACAUAGUAAGAAAGUAAAGAUAAUUGACAUGACUGUGUUUAAGAGCGUAUUUAGGUUUAAGGUAAACGGUAAGAGAUUGGCGUUGACAUGAUGAUUAAGAACGGUCGAUAUCAUAAAACAUUCGGUCUAAUCGUUAAAAUCGAACGGCGAGUUAUUAAUGAAUUUAUGUGAUUGUAAGAAAAAUCGAAGAUCAUUUUCCCAUAAAACUUCCAAUCAAAUCCCGUCCCCAGCGUUUAAAUAAAAAUAUUAAUAUUAAAAUACGGUAAUUAUUAAUGCUGUAUAGCUUGUGGCGCCUAGAAUUAUGAUUGGAUUCUGCACUGAAGAGAUCAUCGAAGAUGAAUCUGCUCCAUUUUUUUUGUUCAUUAUUAUUUUGAAUAUAGAGUUAUUAAAUUCCAUUGAUUUCCUCCGUGCUGAAUUAAAAUUGUACAUAAAUUGAUCGAGAAUAUCUUUGUGGAAAGGAUAUUUCGUUAAAGUGAAUCACUAGGUGAAAUAUAUUAUGAGUAUAUUAUGAAAACGAGCUUCGAGGCUGAUAUUUACGUAACUCUACAUUUUUGUAUAUUAAAAGUGAUGAGUGAGUAAAAAAUUCCAGCAGCUCGCGCAUUUAUAAUGAGAAAAAAAAAAUCUAUAUAUAAAGGAAUGAAGAGAUAAUGAUGAUGAUGAUGAUAUUAUGAAUAAAUGGCUGUUUUUGGACGGUGGCCGUUACUAGAUGAUAUUUUUAUAAAUUCGAGACUCCUCCAUUAUUGUUAUGAAAAAUUUGUCAACUUCCGUGUUAUUAAAAAGGCAUGCAAUGUUGAUCUCUUUUUACAUAACUAAAUUCAAUAUUGACGGAGCGAAACAUAAUGAAAGCAAGUUAAUAUUUUAUUGUUGAAUAAUUUUAAUUGGUCGAUUUGAAUUAGCACUUGUUCUCAAUUAUUGAAAUGAAAUGAAAUGAGUACUUUUGACGAGUUAUUAAUGAUGAUCAUUAUGACGAUUGAUAUUUGUAUUUAAGAAUUGUCCUAUUUACUAUAUAAAGGCAAGAUAAAAUGUUAAAUGGUAUAUAUUGAUAUUGAUUUAUUCGAAGAAAAUUUAGUCAAUAUUUUGUCAGUCUGUUAUUGGAAAAUCUUGAAGAAAUGUGAAAAAUAUAUUCAUUGGGCAAAAAUAUUUUACAGGUAGUCGAUUGAAGUUUUAAAUUAAUUGGCCCAUGAAUUACUUUCCUAUGCACCCGACAAAUCACGUAGCUAGGAGUCAAUAAUAGUUACGCUUCAGUCAAUUGUGAUUAAUCAAGGUGAAACGGCAAAUUACCAAUGUUGGGCUAUCAUUUGGUAUUGUUUAUUGCGUUGAUGUUAUUGAUUAAAAAAAAAAGGUGAUAUUCGUUUCAGAGAUAUCCUGUUCUGGCACGAGCUGCGGAAGUUAAUGCCAUAUUAUUUGUAAAUAAAUAAUGAUAAAUAGUUGUGGGCCCCUGGUUUCAUUGAAAGUAAGAGAUUUGGGGGUGAAGUGGAAGGGAUAAACUAUUGAAAUCAAAAUGUUAUGAAUUGUGAGUGAAUGGUGAUUAUUGUUAUUAUUGUGAAUAAUAAUAAGAAAUGCUGCCAAUUAGCACACAGUUGGAUUCACCAUUGAAGGAGAUUUUAUUUAACUCUUUCAAUUGUAAUCAACAUUCUCAAUCUUCUGUGUAAUAUCGUGUGACUGCUUUCAUUCAUCACCAUCCAGAGUUAUCACUGAACUCUACCAUUAUAUCAUAUUCCAUACUCGCCCCAAUCACCCGUUAUACGUAAUCUUUUCUAAUAAUCCUCUUUCAUCAAUACUUUUGUGGAAUUAAUUCCUUGACAAACAAUCAUCUUUGAUAAUUGCAUACCUGUCACAUAUGGAAUUACAAUCAUUAUCGUUGCAUCUCCUUACCUUUCAAUUUAUCUCUCUCUAUUUUUAUUAUUUCUUUGUGACAAUGAAUUUUCAUUAAACGAUUGUGAUUCAAGGGUAAGUUGAAUUCUUGCACUGCUGCUAUGUUAUCUCACUUUCUGCUGGAUUUUUAAACGUUCUCAAAUUUUUCAGGUGAGUAAUUUACCCCCAAUGAGUAAUCAUCCAGUACAACAGACUAUUCAUUUAAUUAUUUAUAUUUUCGUAAAGUUAUAUUAAAAUAUUUGCCAUCGGGGUAGAUUACUCUUCUUUCUCCAUAUUCGCUAUAUUCUGCCCGAUCACAAUUCGUUUCUAUCGUAAUUUAAGACUAAGUGCUUCUUCGUACCAGAGUCAAUUGCAUAGCUUUAAUGACAACAUUAAAAAAGAAACGGAAAAAUAAUGACAAAAAACAACAUCAAGACACGAUAAUGUUACACUCAAUAGUAAUCGCACGAUGUAUAAAAAAAAAUUAUUGAUAAGAUCCUUUCGAAAAUAAUGAGAAAAUAAGUGUGAAAAAAAGUUUGAUGGGGUAAUUUUACAUAUUUUAUUGUAAUCGUGCGAUAAAUCAUUACGUGAUAAUUACUCUACUCAAACGUAAUUAUUAUGUAAUCAUUGAGAAAGAAAUAAAAUGAAACGUACAAUCAAUUACUGAAUUUUAUAACUUUGA
This is a messenger RNA of Fopius arisanus, 5793 nucleotides long. RefSeq names its product inactive dipeptidyl peptidase 10. The transcript has 13 exons. Lineage: Eukaryota; Metazoa; Arthropoda; Insecta; Hymenoptera; Braconidae. The coding region runs from base 1 to 2553 and encodes 850 amino acids. The record is from RefSeq and is a predicted model, not a curated record. Gene Ontology annotation, molecular function: serine-type peptidase activity; dipeptidyl-peptidase activity. Gene Ontology annotation, cellular component: plasma membrane. Gene Ontology annotation, biological process: proteolysis.